This is a messenger RNA of Strongyloides ratti, 3189 nucleotides long. Its product is annotated as Trafficking protein particle complex subunit 11. The record is from RefSeq and is a predicted model, not a curated record. The coding region runs from base 1 to 3189 and encodes 1062 amino acids. Gene Ontology annotation, cellular component: cytoplasm. The transcript is spliced from 9 exons. Lineage: Eukaryota; Metazoa; Nematoda; Chromadorea; Rhabditida; Strongyloididae.
AUGGAGCCAGCCGAUGUAACUACUUUUCUUCCAAAGGACAAAUUAAGACAUUUAGUACUACUGUCUGGAUUGGAUGUUGUUAAUAAUCCUUUUCAUAAAGCUAUAUAUUCAAAUUUUCAAACACGAUCAUUGGCUCCUGAUUGUUGUCCUUUAACAUAUAAAAUUUUUACUCCUGAAAAUAUUAUUGAAAUACCUAAAUUGAUUAAAAAUCAAUCUAGAAUUUUAAGAUUUGAUUGGCCAUUAAAAUAUACACAUAUCUAUCCUGCAGCAAUAGUUUUAUUUUACGAUCUUAAUUGGAGUACAGUAAAUUGGGAAGAGAAAAAAAGAGAAUUGGAGACAAAAAUUGAUGCAUUAAGAAAUGUCAUUCAGAAAGAUGGUAAACCAUAUAAUAAAGGUACACAAAUAAUUCUUGUAAUUAUUCAACAUAAUGAAGGAGUAACUAAAGAAGAAAAUGAUAAACUUUGCAAUCCAAAAGCAGCUGAAAUAUUAUCAUUGGUAAAGUUAAAAAAUAAUCAACUUUUUGUUAUACCUGAUACAGAGACAACAUUAUAUAACUUUAUUCUUCGAUUAGAAAAACAAUUUUAUGAAUUAACUCCAAUAUUUUAUCAAGAAUGUAUUCGAAAAAUUAGAUCUCGAAACAUUCCAAAUAAUAAUUCAAUUCUCCUUAUUCGACAACAAUUUAAAUUAGCAUUUUUAAGCGAGUUACGACAAGAUAAUCAUACUGCAAUGAGAAAUUAUAAACUUGCAUAUCAAAAAUGUGCAGAAUUGGAUAUGGUUGAUCGAGAUGCUUAUGAAAUUUUAUCAGUUGCAAGUGUUAUAAAUUAUAAGAUAUGUCAACUUUCAUUUCAAAAUAAUCUUAUUAGAGAAAGUUUUACUCAAUAUGUUAAACAUCAGAAUACUUUUUUUAAUAGAAAAUGUGGUGUUUAUCCUGAUCCAUAUAUUGCUAAGAUAGAAUUUAAUUUAUGGAAAAGAGAACAGUGUGUUUUAUUUGCAAAGUUAUUUGAAAAAGCAAUAAGUAAUGGUUUAUUGGCUAUAAUUCAUAAGAAUCCCGGUAUUUAUUAUCAAUCAGCAGCUGAAUUUCAAAGGUGUGCUAAUAUUUACAUUAAAGAGAUGCUAGCAACAAUAUCGUACAAUGAAAAUAAUGUAGUAAGAGAAGACGUUUUAUCAUUUAACAAAGAUUUAUCAAAAACGCAUACAAUAUAUUUUGGGCAACGUCCAUGGAGGGUACUUACAGAUUUGAUGCCUGAUAAUGUUUUUGACAAUAGUCAUGAAAAAAGUGCUUUAUUGACAUUACAAUCAAAAAUUUUACCUAAUUAUCAACAAACAAUUCAAUUGUAUAAUAUAGCUAUGAAACAUUUUGAGAAAUUUCAAGCUCAUCGAUUUCAGACUAGAAUAAAAUCUCAAAUUGCUGAUGAGUUGAUAUCUUCUGGAAAUUAUAAACAAGCUCAAUUAUAUUUAUAUGAUAUUUUGAUGGAAUACUAUAAAUCAAGAAACUUUGUUUUAACUCAAAAUUUACUUGUAAAAUUUUUAGAAAUUGCAUUUUUAAAUGCAAAUCUUAAUGAUUAUAUUUGGGCAAUUUCACAACUUUCUAGUAGUAGGCAAUAUACUUUUUUAACAGUUAAUGUUUCACAACAUACAAAUUUUUAUACUCAUAAUUUAAUAAGUCUUUUUCAAGGAGUUAUUCCUGCACCAUUAAAAUCUGGUGUUAUACCUUUAAUUGAUUCUGAAUUGAAUAGUAUAUUUGGUAAAUGGCAACAAACAUUAUCUGAUAAACCAAUAUUUAAAAUAAAUCUUACUGGAUUAGUUUGUUUUUUAGAAGUAUCUGUAAGUUUAACACAAUUAUCAAUUGAAAAUGAGUACGGUAAUGAAAAUUGUGUACUAGCUAGAGUUAAUAUUUUUAAUGAUCUAAAUUGUGAUAUAUCAUUUGGAAAAUUGACAUUGUAUAUUGAAGAUUGUUGUAAAGUGCCUAGUAUUGUAACUAAUGAUGUUCUUGAAAAUGCAACUUUGAAAUUAUAUAAAAACGAUAUUAUAAUUGAAAAAAACUCUAGAAAAUCAUAUUUCUUUUAUUUUAAUCCAGAAAAAUUGAGUACAACGUUCUUAACAAAUAAUAUUCAAAUUGAAUCACUAGUUUUAUCAGGAGUUUCUCUCACAAAAACUCUUGUUAAUGGAUCUUUUCAUUGGGACUUUCCAAUAAAUGACCCUUCAUCUAGUGUUGUAAUUAAGAAACGUCAACUACCACUAGAUACAACAAUCCUAGUUAGUAGUACAAUAUUUUAUUUUGGUGAAAAAUUCCUUCUUCCAAUAAAUAUUUGUAACUCUUCUAAAUUAAAAGAACUAUCAAAAUUAGAGUGUACAAUUAGUUUGUCAAAUCAAGAAAUCAAUCAAGUUGAUAUUAAAGCAGAUAAAAAAAUCUAUUUAUUGGAUCCUUAUACUAAAACAAAAGUCAGUAGUUUUGUUCAAAUUAUUGAAUCUUUAGCCAUUGAUGGAAGUUUUCUUUUAAAUGUUCAAUUUGAUACAGAUAAACCAAAUGAUUUUUACAUACAUCUAAAUAUUAAAAGUAGUGAUGAUAACUCAAGCUUUUUUAAAAGUUUCAAAGUUAGUACUAUUCAACCAGUAAAAUGGAAUUGUACCAUUGUUUCUUUGGCGAAUGAAAUUCUUAAUCAAAUUACUAAUAACACACAUUCUAUGAUACAAUUUGAUUUUGAAACAUGUACAGAAAUGGUUAUAACUUCUGUUCUAUGGAAUUUAAAUUCAUAUCUUACACCUACAUCUCAAGUUUGUGAAAAUUAUACAGUUGAAACAUAUCAAAGUUUAGAACUUUCUUCUAUAUUAUCUUAUCUCAUUACAUUCAUUGCUUCAUUACCAUUUGGUAGAGAUGAAUCUAUUAAUCUGGGUAAAAUUACAUUAAGUUGGAAACGUCCUUCAACAACUACUAUAAAUAACACCACAAUAGAUUUAGAAGCAUUUAUGUUUUGUGGAGAUAAAGAACAAACAUUAACAUUAAUGCCAGGGGAAAUUUUUGAAAAUUGCUUAACACUUUUUGCAUUGACUGCAGGACGGUUACCAUACCCAAAAUUAAAUUUGUCUUUUGUUGAUGAAUCUAAUACAGAAUUCCCUAAGAUAUGUCAAGAGUUAGCCUUAAAAUCAUUGCCAACAAGGAUAUUUGUUAUGUCUACCGGUAAAAGUUAG